This is a messenger RNA of Meleagris gallopavo (turkey), 7164 nucleotides long. Lineage: Eukaryota; Metazoa; Chordata; Aves; Galliformes; Phasianidae. The record is from RefSeq and is a predicted model, not a curated record.
CAGCUUUUUAGUGCAACUGCGAUCUUUCAAGGAUUUAGAUGUUGAUGAUCACGUAAAAGAAUUUGCAGCAAAAUUAUUCUUAAUACCCAGCCCGCCACCAGGACCACUGCACCUGGUAUUUAAUAUGAAACCACUUCAAAUAAUUAUUCCUUCACGAGAGGAUCCGGACAGUCCAGUUAUUGACUUGGAUCUUCAUCUUCCAUUGCUGUGCUUCAAGCCAGAGCAGGUGCUGCAGAUUAUUACCUGUAUUUUGACUGAGCGGAAAAUGGUGUUCUUCUCUUCUGACUGGGCCCUGCUGACACUUGUGGCUGAGUGCUUUAUGUUAUACCUUCAUCCCCUUCAGUGGCAACACACCUUUGUGCCUCUUCUGUCUCGUCAUAUGCUGGAUUUUGUAAUGGCUCCAACAUCUUUUCUUAUGGGAUGUCAUGCUGAUCAUUUUGAAGUAGUUAGCACAGAAGCUGAAGAUUUAAUUCUAAUUAAUAUCGAUGAUGGGAAUAUUUCAUAUUCAAAAAUGGUUGAAGAGGAGCCUGAAAUUCCAGAUGUUCCAGCACAAGCAGCAGAAACUUUCAAAAAAAGAGCGGAGAGUCUUCAACUGCAUUACGAUUUAGAGCUGUGUCAUCUCCGUGCCACCACAGAUCUUGGUGAACUGCAGAUGCGCAGAAGGGCUUGGCAGCAGAAACUGAACACAGAAGUUCAGCAAAUGACUUUGCAGUUAAUUGUUAAUAUCUUCAGGGAGGUAAAAGACCACCUAAAUUAUGAACACAGAGUGUUUAACAGCGAAGAAUUUCUGAAAACAAGGGCAAUAGGAGACCAGCCAUUUUAUGGAAAAGUUUUAGAGACCUACAUGUUUCACUCUUUCCUUAAAGCUCGUUUGAAUAGAAAGAUGGAUGCUUUUGCUCGACUUGAAUUGAGCACCCAGUCUGAAGAGGAUAGAUUCAACUUGAUGUUUCGUACUCCGAGAAGACUUACUAUGGAGAAAAUGGCUUCUAAAAGAUUUAAUUCACAGAACAUCAUUAACAGACGUAUGGUAAUCAGUAUGCCUAAUCUGCAAGAUAUCAAACUACCAGAGAGUCCUACUAGAAAAUCCUCACUUCGAAGAAUAGAGACAGGCAUUGCUGUGAAAAAGCCCUCCAAAUCAGUUAGUACAUUCAAAAUCCCAGAAAUUCACUUUCCUCUGAUGAGCCACUGUGUUCACUCCUACUAUACAGAAUUCUUCAACCAUCUCAGCAAAGCUAUAAAUACCUUACCACCUGAUGACUCAGCAUUGCUGGCAAGGUACUUCUACCUCCGAGGACUUAUUAGUUUGAUGCAAGGGAAACUACUAAAUGCACUUUCUGACUUUCAGAACCUAGAUAAAACAGACUUAAGAAUUUUCCCUACUGAACUUGUAAGAAAAAUUGUGGAAACCUUGCCUCCUUCUGAGCGUUUUCAAGCUGAACGCAAGCCUGAGCUGAAGAGGCUGAUAAGCCUAGUGAUGGAACAACAAAGGGAAGUGACAAAAAUAGAUGACCAUGUAAAGCACUUUGAAUUGCCAAAAACACACAUGCAACUGGAUGACUUUGUGAAGCGAAUCCAGGAGUCUGGGAUUGUCAGAGACACAGACACUAUACAUCGGUUGUUUGAUGCCUUAACUGUAGGGCAGCAGAAACAAAUUGAUCCUGAAACAUUCCGAGAUUUCUACAACUACUGGAAAGAAACUGAAGCAGAAGCUCAAGAGGUGAAUCUGCCACCAGCAGUAAUAGAACAUCUGGAUAAAAAUGAAUGUGUCUACAAGCUAUCCUGCUCAGUUAAAACUAACUAUGGUGUAGGAAAAAUAGCACUGACCCAAAAGCGCUUAUUCCUUUUGACUGAAGGAGGACGUCCUGGCUAUGUCCAUAUUGCUGCUUUCAGGGAUAUAGAGGAUGUUAAGAACACAACUGUAGCUUUCCUUCUUUUGAGAAUACCUACUCUGAGGAUUGAAACGAUAUAUAAAAAACAAGUAUUUGAAGCUAACCUGAAAACUGAGUGUGAUCUCUGGUACCUGAUAGUGAAAGAAAUGUGGGCUGGAAAGAAAAUGGCAGAUGAUCACAAGGAUCCUCAGUAUAUUCAGCAAGCACUGACAAAUGUUCUUCUGAUGGAUGCUGUCGUUGGUGCACUGCAGUCCUCCAAAGCCAUAUAUGCAGCCUCUAAACUGUCUUAUUUUGACAGGAUGAAGAAUGAAGUGCCUAUGAUGAUCCCCAAAACAACCUCAGAGACAUUAAAGCACAAGAUCAACCCAUCAGCUGGUGAGACAUUUCCACAGGCAAUAGAUGUCUUGCUUUAUACUCCAGGGCAUCUUGAUAUUUCAGAAAGACCUGACAAUGCUCAUCCAAAACUGUGGUGUGCUUUAAAUGAGGGAAAAGUUGUUGUCUUUGAUGCAUCUACCUGGACUAUUCAACAGCACUGUUUCAGAAUGGGUCGCUGUAAACUGACUUGUAUGGUAAUGGUAGAACAGAGUCAAGUAUGGAUUGGUUCUCAAGACUCCAUUAUUUACAUAAUCAACACUCACAGUAUGUCUUGUAAUAAGCAACUGAAUGAUCACCAUUCUGAUAUUACAGACAUAGUUGUGGAGAAGAAGAAUGGAAUACCCAGUGAAGCAUACUCAAGCAGCUUAGAUGGAACAGUGAUUGCUUGGAACAUCAGCACUCUGAAGGUUAACCGUGCUUUUCAGCUGCCCUGCCAAAACCUAACUUCUAUUAAACUUCAUAAUGACCAACUGUGGUGCUGUACUGGAAGUUGCAUAUUUGUAAUGUCAACUUACGAAUUUCGACUACAAAUGAAGAUUGAGCAUCACCUGAAGGAUGUGUGUUCAUAUUUCCUCUGCUUCCAACUCUUUCCUGAGAGAAAUGAAGUGUGGGCAUCUUACUCAGGGAGUAGUGACCUGUAUAUUUGGAACACCAAAGACUUUGCAAGCACACCUCAAAAAAUUCAUCUUCAGGAUUGCUCUGAGAUUACCUGCAUGAUACAAGUCAAAAAUCAGAUGUGGGUUGGCAGCAAUGGAACAUCACAAGGCAAAAUCAAAGGGAAGAUCUACGUGAUCAGUGCUGAGAAGAAGACUGUGGAGAAAGAAUUGUUUGGUCACGCUGAUACAGUAAAGGCUCUUUGCUCUGCAGAGGACAGAUAUGUCCUCAGUGGUGCUGGAAAGGAAGAAGGGAAAAUUGCCAUUUGGAAAGUUGAAUAGUGAAGCUAUUCAAAAUAUGUCUACCUGUGCUGGAAAAAAGACUUCAGGCCUUGGUUACUCUAGCAUUUUGCUUCUAUUUCAGCCACCUGUCAGUGUUAUUUUUGUAUUUAUUCAGCUAUUUUCAGUAACUACAUUGUUGUUGAAAAUCAGCUUUGAAAUGAUUCUCUCCUUGCACCUUGUACUGCACCUGCACAUUUGAUAAAGAAAUGGAAAUGUGAGUAGAGGGAUCACUGGCUUUAAACUUAACCAUAUUUUAUUGUGAAGGAUCAGAGUUACAGGCCAGGUCUGUUAUGCAGGCUGCAUUAAAUCAGCUGAAGCUGCUGAGGAUAGGCUCAGUAAUUCCACAGGAGCUCUUUCUCAGCAAUGCAUAUAAGAGCUGGAAACGUUCACUGAAAUCAAACGAAGAAACAACAAAUCCCAGAACGAAACCAAAAACAAAACACCCCACUGGAUUUGUUUGAUUCACUGAGUUAAUGUAAAUGCUGAGUAUUUAUCUUUCUGAACUAGCAGCUAGAAUUAGCUGGGAAGACUGCCCAUUAUCACUGUAUGUAUAUAUUUAUGGUGCUGUAUUAUUUAAAAGGUAGAUACAGGCAGACUCUUCUUGAUAGCACUGGAAACUUCCUGCUGCUAAAACAGGAUACUUGGACAGUGUCAGUAACUGUUCUUAAAUUUGUUCUUCUCCUAAAAACAAUGCACAGCACUUGGCAUUUAUGAAACUGACAUUUUUUUCCCCCAUCUGAAAUACUUUAUUUAACUACUAUAUGUAUUACGUUUGCUUUUAGUAACUGUGCAAAGAAUCUCUGCCAGUCCUCCCUUCAGACAACAUUUCUGUAAUCAGAGGAACUGCUGACAUUUAAUACAGAACCUUCAAAGUCAUCAAACUAUGCUUUAACUACUGAAGUGGGCAUCAUCAAAUUGCCUUCUAAAGGGUUCUUUCAAGCAGCAUUUCCUAAUCACUUCUUAAUGUACUUAUGUACUUUUUUUUCCAUUGAUAACAAAAUCAUCUACAAGUAAAACAAUCUUUGCGGAAUAGUUUUACUUGUAUCAGUGCUGAGUAAAGUGGAAUACAAUAUUUAAAUUAUUACAAACAGAAGGAACAAAUGGGCUGCUACUUUUUCAACAAAUGUAAGCUGAAACUGUAGGUCUGAUAGAAAUGUAAACUACUAAAAGUAUACUCCAUCUUAUACUUUAAAUAUUUCAGCGUACUGAUGAAAGGUUUUAUGUGAUGAUAACUGUAAUUUUACCUUUCUAGUACUUUUUCAAUUGAAGAAUAUUAAACACUAUAUUGAUACUCUGGCUUUUCUUCGUUCCUUUUUCCCAUGUAAUGUAGUGCAUAAUACAAGAACUGUGAUUUAUUUAUUUAUUUAUUUUUACAUUGACUUGCAUCACCUCUUUGUGCUAAGAAUAAUUGUCUGUGUUUCUCUCUGCAUAUUCUCCUUUCUAAAAACAGCCUCUGCUGCUCAUGUGUCCUCCUUCUGAGCCCUUCAUCUGUAACUUCCAGACUCCUUAUUUCCUCCCCAGGCAGCUGUCUGGCUGCUGGUGGUAGGUGGAAGUAAUUAUGUUCUGUCUGCAGAGACACACGGGAGCUGAGGUGCUGAGGAGAUGUCAGUUGUUGCAGAGAUGUACCCAGCUACUGCAGCCUGUUUACCAGUGCCUGUCUGAUUCCCGCUGGACUCCUUGGACCUUGCUUUGCUGUCUCAGCUGGUUCCCUGCUUGUGUAAAUGUCAGACGACAAAACUAGAAAAUGCCAAUUUUUAUGCUUGAACUCUUCUAGAAAAUUUAUCAUGUGUUGAUUGAAUAGCAACAUAAUUUAUUGAUUAGAUGGCUCCUUUUCAGAACGCUGCUCUUUAGUACCAUCUGUUGCUAUGGCUGUUGAACACAAGCAUAUAGGAGUGCAAUUUAACCACAGCUGGUAAAUCCAUGUGAAACAGAUCCUUCAACAGUCAUCCCUAAGAGCAGGAGUAGCAGCGAUACAAAUAUGACUGAUUUGGGGGCACAAUGCCAUGUUGUUCUGACUUUCCUCAUGAGACGAGAAAGCUCAGGUAUGUGUUUGCUUACUAUUUCUGCUUUGCUUCAGUGUUACAGACAUGACAGUGAACCUGCAGGAAUAGGGCUUUGGGGUUCAGCUCAGUUUUCAGUCCGCUUGUUCUUUUCCUGUUGUUUGGUAAGGCCCCUUGGUGGUGGGGAGGGAUUCUCAGACCCCAGAUACUCUUUGCCAUGCUGCCUACUAAGAGUCUGGCAAGUUAAGCUGCCAGCGAGCAGCACACACUAAUCCUGCUGAUGGAUGCUGCCUCUUCAUUCACGUUCUCUGUUCAUCUCUCUUGUGAGCUUGCAGUAAGCUGUUUGAGGUGAGAGCACCUUCUAGUUGUGUUCAUGACAUAACACUUCAUGACAUUGGCACUUAGCAAGGACUCCUGCAGAUGCUGACAUUAUAAAUGCUACUGCUUGAAUGCUUGGAUUUUGUAAAACUUCUGCUGAACUUUUCAAAUCAAAGGCAAAUUCUCAGGGCUCAAAACGGACUGCCAAACAGUGGGAAAGUUUUACGUUCUACUGGAGAUUGCUUUCUCCUCAAAAUGAUGUAUAAAUACUUAUAAAUAAUGUAUAGAUAAACCAGAAAAAAGUUGCUGCAUCCUGCCAACCUGUAUUACAACCAGUAUUUUGGUUUUCACUUGUAUGGAGAGAUUUUGGUACUUCUCUAUCUGUCUCCACUCAACACCAAGUAACUGCCUUCCUGAUUGGGGAUUAAGACCUUCCAAGCUUUAGGAAGCCACUUUUGGAACAGAUGCAGCACUCUGAGUUCUCUUGCCCAACUGCUGAGCUGCUGUUGGGACUGGUCAGCUGUAACUUGAAUCCCCCAAGUCUUCCUAUGUUUCUAUUCCUUCCUUUUCUGCUUCUUUGAAGUACUGCUUGCUUCUUGAAAGCCAGCUGCAGUUCAAGGUUUUUGAUUCCUUUCUGCUGUUGAUUUUUCAGGCCGAGGGGUGGCAGUGUUUGCUUCUAGAAAUAAGCCCAGGGACAGGAGCUGCCUGAAAAGUCCGGCUGUUGCGUGCUGGCUGUGAUCUCCCGCGUGGGCUGUGCAGUGAGGAACGAUCCUGCCCUGUUACUGAAAAGGAUGCAGUGAUGUUUCCCAUCUUCCCCUUUCUUUGGCAUGGUAGACCGAGCUGGUACAGGGAUGCUUGGGGAGAGAUGUAUGAACCAAAUGCUGCACAGGCAUUGAUUUCUCUGAGCUGAUGCCACAGGGCCUGACAGAUUGCCUAAGGAGAAGUCACAGACCAAAUCCAUCAAGUAAGUAACUGGAAAUUCAACUAAUAAAACAGAGCUCUUCAUGCUCUAAGUUCAACCAGGCAGCUGGCAUGGGUAAUCUGAUACAGGUGUCCCUUUCACUUUCCCCUCUUUUUACCUGCAGUCUGAGUGGUUAACCAGUUUUGUUGUGAACUGGUUUAUUUGUAACCCACUCGUUACAACUCUUCUAAUUCUCCGAAGCCCUCCACUGCACAGGGUGUCACACCAUGGAAAAGCAAGAGGCUGAUGGGCUGGCAAAGGAGGGGUGAGGCUUGAAGGGAAAACCCUAAACUCCCUGUAGUGCUACUCUCAGCGAUAGCAUUUGCUGUCUGAGCAGAUGACAGCCCCCUCUUCCCUUCACCUGGGAAUGGGUCAGACCAACUAGGGCAAAAACAGAAUCUGUAUUCAGGGAUGUGCACCCCUCCUGGGCUGCAGCAGUUUGCUCUUCUGUCUGGAUUCCCUCCCCUGAUAUACCCAGAUGUUCCAAGUGUCAGCUCCAUCACUAAGUACUUCCACCCAAGCUCCCUACAAACAACACAGGAAUGCAAACCACAAACUCUUACUGAAAUGUUUAUUAAGAUCAAAAUUCAGAACAACGGAUUGGAACACAAUGUCUUGUGGAGUAGAAUAUCUCUAAAUUGAUUUUUGUUUUCUAUGCAUAAAUGAAAAAAAAAAAACACAAACAA